Molecule: messenger RNA, 1005 nt
Organism: Lolium perenne
Lineage: Eukaryota; Viridiplantae; Streptophyta; Magnoliopsida; Poales; Poaceae
Product: probable glutathione S-transferase GSTU6
Biological process (GO): glutathione metabolic process
Cellular component (GO): cytoplasm
Molecular function (GO): glutathione transferase activity
Source: RefSeq, a predicted model, not a curated record
CCCGCUGGUCGACAGCCAACACCAAGAAGUCAGCAAGAACCGAGCAAAAGUAGGACACGCACGCAAGCUACCUGGUAAGCUGAGACCUCGAGAUAGCAGCAAUGGCCGAAGGAGGAGAGGAGCUGAGGCUGAUCGGAUCGUGGGCGAGCCCGUACGUUGUGCGAGUGCAGAUCGCGCUCCGCCUCAAGGGCAUCAGCUACGAGUUCGUGGAGGAGGACCUGAAGAACAAGAGCGAGCUGCUCCUCAAGUCCAACCCUGUCCACAAGAAGGUGCCGGUGCUGAUCCACAACGGCAAGCCGGUCUGCGAGUCAUCGGUCAUCGUGCAGUACAUCGACGAGGCCUUCGCCGGCACCGGCCCCGCCCUGCUCCCCGCCGACCCCUACGAACGGGCCGUCGCUCGCUUCUGGGCUGCCUUCAUUGAGGACACGCUCCUGAAAGCGUCGAGCCAGGCUUCGAGCGGCAAGACGGAGGAGGAGAAGACGGAGGGGAAGGAGAAGGCGGCUGCUGCCAUAGUGACCCUUGAGGGUGGCCUGAGAGAAUGCUCCAAGGGGAAGCCUUUCUUCGGCGGCGAGAGCGCCGGUUAUGUGGACGUCAUCCUCGGCGGCCUCCUCGGGUGGGUGCGCGCCAUUGAUGCGAUGCAGGGCGUCAAGACCUUCGACCCCUCCACGACCCCGCUCCUGGCCGCGUGGGCGGAGCGCUUCGGCCAACUGGAGCAGGUUGAAGCGGUCAUGCCGGAUGUGCAGAGGCUGACGGAGUAUGCCUAUGCCAAGGUGAUGCAGGCUGCGGCGGCAGCUGCCUCGACCAACUGAAUGCUUCUUCGCGCAGUGACGCAGUCGCAGAUCUGAUCGUUUCCAAUAAAAGAAAAAAUCGUGUGUCUGUCUCUUUCAGCUUCUGUUCAGAAAAUAAUGUUAUUUCCCAACCCAUGGUGUAUAUUCUUGAUAUGUUUCCUAUGUUUGCAGAAAGAAAAUAGUUAGUCAUAAUAUAUUCCAUUUAUCGGGUUUUUUU